AAACAACCACCACCACCACCACAAAAUGACCGACUUCUACCACCACAGAGGCCAAGCAAUGCACCACCGGCAGUAUAACGAAUCACGGGCCCACCAGGUAGUAAAAGCAGCCACCGCAGCAACCGCAGGUGGUUCGUUACUCGUCCUGUCGGGUCUAACACUCGUAGGGACGGUAAUUACACUGACCGUGGCAACGCCCUUACUCGUGAUUUUUAGUCCGGUGCUAGUGCCCGCGGUUAUGACCGUGUUUCUAUUGGCAACCGGUUUUUUGACAUCCGGAGGGUUUGGGCUUGCGGCUGCAACGGUGUUUUCGUGGAUGUAUAGGUACGUGACCGGUGAGCGUCGAACCGGGGUUGAGUCGUAUGACCAGAUGAGACGUAAGGUGGGGUCAAAGGGUCGGGCCAGGGAUGACCAUGCUUCUGGAAAGGGUCACCAUGCAACUGGUGGGGUUCAACUAACUACUGGAGCUAGAACUGGUCUUUUCGAAAGUUAGUUACGAAUAUGUUUGCUCUGGUCCUGAUGUGUGAGGCUUAAUUAGUAUAUGUGGGUGUAAUAAUUAGAAUUAGAAUGAAUAAACCUCGCUCCAUUAUAGCAGUUGCAUGCAA
Helianthus annuus (common sunflower) is the source of this 605-nucleotide messenger RNA. RefSeq names its product oleosin 14.9 kDa. Lineage: Eukaryota; Viridiplantae; Streptophyta; Magnoliopsida; Asterales; Asteraceae. The transcript has a single exon. Gene Ontology annotation, cellular component: membrane; extracellular region; monolayer-surrounded lipid storage body. Gene Ontology annotation, biological process: lipid storage; sexual reproduction. The record is from RefSeq and is a predicted model, not a curated record. The coding region runs from base 26 to 493 and encodes 155 amino acids.